UAUUGAUAUUAUCUUGCCAGCUGAUUAAGAGAAAAUAAAAGAAUCCAAAUUCCAAAAUACCACAUGAGUUUUUGAAAUUUUAUCGAUAGUCAACAAUCGAUACUUGAGCGAAUAUUGUUUGGAAUUUUUAACGGAUUGUCAUAUACCCACGUGCAUAUGAUUGAUCCAGAAUCUGUAUGUUGAUAAGAAAAAUGGAUUUGAACCUUGUCAUCUAUAAUGAUGGAUUUAAUUUGGAUAAAUCCAUUGAGAAAUUGAUUCAAUCUUGUCAUAAAUUCGAUUACAAACGAAUAGCAUUAGCUGUUCAAAUUGUCGCUACGGGUAAAGAUGUCAAGAUUCCAAUUCCACCAACAAUUAAACUUCGAGAUAAUUUAAAAAAUAUAAAAUUAUACACACGAUUAACCGUCCAGGUUGAAGAUUCUAACAGUUUAUUUCAUUUGUCAAAAAAUGAAAAUCUAAAACAUUACGACAUAUUAGCUAUCGAACCGAUGAAUGAAAAAAUUCUCAACUAUUUGAAUGGUGGUAAUUUCGAAUUCGAUAUUCUCACAUUUAGUUCCAUUGAUUCAUCGAUUGUGAAUAUGAUAAAAAAAGCCAAUUUUUCAUUGCCUAUUUCAAAAGGAAUUGGAAUCGAAAUCAAUUAUUCAAAUUGCCUAUCAAGUUCAUCACAACGUCGACAAAGUAUAGCAUUUGGUCAGAUGUUAGUCGAUAAAACCAGAUCAAAGAAUAUAAUUCUUUCAAGCGGAACCAGUAUUGCAACUAGUAUAAGAUCUCCUCGGGAUGUCAUCUACAUUGGUCUUUUAUUUGGCCUAGAGGAAAAUCAAAGUAAACGAUCAUUAUAUAGAAACACCGAAGCCGUUAUCAAUCACUCAGAAUUACGAAGAAAUAUCAACACAAGCAUUAUUGUUGCUGAUGAUUUAAUUGAAAAUAAUAAUGAUGAUAAUAAUAAUGAAAGUAUAUAUGAUGAAUUAUGUGCAAUGGAUGAAAAUCUGCAAACAUCAAAAAAGUCAAAUAAAAUGAAACGUCCUUCGUCAUCAAUCGAACCGAAUCAACCCAUGAUAGAAGCCAUAUCCGAAGCCAAAAAACAAAAAACUUGAUCCAUUGUUUAUAUUAUUUGUCCACAUCGGUUU
Messenger RNA from Dermatophagoides pteronyssinus (European house dust mite), 1124 nucleotides. It is a transcript of the gene Rpp30, whose product is annotated as ribonuclease P protein subunit Rpp30. Gene Ontology annotation, molecular function: RNA binding. Gene Ontology annotation, cellular component: nucleolar ribonuclease P complex. NCBI's taxonomy places the organism in Eukaryota, Metazoa, Arthropoda, Arachnida, Sarcoptiformes, Pyroglyphidae. Gene Ontology annotation, biological process: tRNA processing. The record is from RefSeq and is a predicted model, not a curated record.